CGCUUAUUCUAUUCUCCAAUCCCCUCGCCGCCGCCGCCGCUCCUUCCCCAAGACCCCAACCCCCUCGCCGCCGGCACCGGCGCGGCCGCCAUGCUCCGCCUCCGCAGCUGCUGCAUCGUCGCCCGCCUCAUCUCUCCCCCCUCCGCGUCUUCCAUCCCUCCUCUCCACCGCCUCCUCUCCACCACGGUCCCGGUUCCGGCAAACCCUGGCUUCGCCGUCGAGGAGUACCUGGUCGACACCUGCGGCCUCACCCGAGCACAAGCGCUCAAGGCCUCCGCCAAGCUCUCCCACCUCAAGUCCCCCGCCAAGCCCGACGCCGUCCUCGCCUUCCUCGCCGGCCUCGGCCUCUCCGCCGCCGACGUCGCCGCCCUCGUCGCGCGGGAUCCCAAGUUCCUCUGCGCCGGCGUGGAGACGACCCUGUCCCCCAUCGUCGUCGAGCUCACGGGCCUCGGGCUGUCCCCUUCCGACAUCGCCCGACUCCUCACGCUCGCCGCCAACACCCACUUCCGCAACAAAUCCGUCGUCUCCAAGGUGCGCUACUACCUGCGCCUCUUCGGCUCCGUCCAGGAAUUCCUCCGGGCAUUGAAGCAUAACCACAAUCUCCUCUCGCACAACCUCGAGACGGUGGUCAAGCGGAACGUCGGGUUACUGCAGGAGUGCACGCUAGGUGUUUGCGAUAUUGGCAAGCUGUGCACCACUCUGCCAAGGAUGCUCACCGCCAAUGUGGAGCAAAUCCGGGCGAUGGUGGCCAGUGCUGAACGCUUAGGUGUGCCUCGCGGGUCUGGGAUGUUCAGGCAAGCUCUGCGGUCUGUUGCAUUCCUCAGCGAGGAGAAGAUCGCCGCCAGAACGGACUACUUGAAGAAGACGUUUAGGUGGUCGGAUGCUGAGGUUGGCAUUGCUGUGUCCAAGGGUCCAGUUGUGCUCGUGUCGUCAAAGGACUUGCUGAAGCGCAGGUCUGAGUUCCUUAUCUCUGAGGUGGGGUUGGAGCCGGCGUACAUUGCUCGCCACCCAUCAUUGCUCAGUUAUAGCUUGGAGGGCCGGCUCAGGCCCCGGUACUAUGUUAUGAAGUUUCUUACGGAAAACAGAUUGCUCAAGCGUCACACGUGCUACUAUACAUUUGCCAAGGCCACCGAGAUGGAAUUCUUGGACAAGUUCAUAUGCCCUUACAAGGAAGCUGCACCACACCUUGCUGAAGACUAUGCAGCUGCUUGCAAAGGGGAAGUGCCAACUAGAUUCAGAUUUACAUGAAACAAGAAUGGUCUAUGAAUUUGGUAAACUCUGCCGGAGUACACACGCGAGAGAGAGGAACACGAAGACGCUGGUGUUUUGCGAGGCACAACUACCGUCCUCUUUUCUUGUUAUCUCUUAUUUAUACGGUCAAAAAUAUUGCCGUUUUGUUACAACAGAAAAUAACGUAAACACAGCUGAGAACGGGUAUAACGGACGUGCCAUCCCACGGCCACCCGAACUGCGCUGCGACGCCGCUGCAUGCGCUGGAUUCGUGCCAUCCCACGAAGCACAAACGGCGGCCACAUCUAACUAACUACUACUAAGCCAAGACGUGAACAGACUCACGCUGCAUGGCCCUAUUAUUCAGCUAAGAAUCAGUGACCACGCACAUGCACACGUCCAUCCCCGUGCACACGCUCGCUACAAAUAUUUUAUAGAAAAACAAACAUGCACUACACCCUACGUACGUGCUAAUGCAACAGGAUUAUCUAACAUCUUCCACUCUGUUAGAUGCUGGGAUGGUCGUUGCUAACGGUUGGUUAAACUGAUGAUUUGAAUCCUGAAUCUUAGAUAUCUUAGUGUAUCAUUUGGUAGAGAAGUAAUCAUGGUCUGUUGGCUUGUUAUGAACUUGUUCAUCCUGAAGCCAUGUUAUUUAACACAGAUAUUGAAACUAAGAAAGUGUGACACAGGCCAUUAUGCAAUGCAUUAAAAUUUCUAUGCUGGCUUACAUUCUUAUCGCCUGCCAGGCUGAAAUCUCACUUCUGUGGUGUAAAGGUUCAUAAGGCAAUUAAAUAUCUAAAAUCCUUACUGCAACACAAUGAUUUUGCUUGGCGCAGUAAGUUUGCAACCUUUGUUUCAGUGCGCUCGCCUAACAAGAUGCUGACCUCUGGUAUAGUAUGAGUGUGACAUGCUAGUUUGGUCAUUGCUAACGAUUAAUGAAGCUAGUAAUUAGAUUCAUGAGUAGUGAUAUGUCCAUGUCAUCAUAAAAUUUCCUUUGAAUGACAAUUCUAGACAAUAUUUUUUGUGAGAAACUAUUUUGGACUUGCUGAUAAUCACAGUAUGUUGAUCAAUCUGUGGAGGCAGUUUUGGCCCAGUUUGUUGGUUACUUGUUCUAAUUGUAGCAAAUGGUUAGAAUUUUUACCUCUUUACUGUAGUAUCCAAUCUGCCUAGAUUGAUCUCAAGUAUUACUUACAGACAAUGCUUUAUGCAAACCAGAGCUAGGCAUUAACAGAUGUGAUACUGGACGUUAUUCAGAAUUUUACUGUCCUGAGAACUGAUCACUGAACAUAUUUUGAACAAGUUUUCGAUACAUUGUUUUUCUUCCAUGGUUGUUGGCCUCUGAACUCCUGUUCUCAUUUAGUCGUGAAUGUGCUUCUUAACUCGACACUUUCUGAUGAUAAUUUGUUUGCUUAUGAGAUGACAGCAAAAUCAUAUCAUACUGCUUGAAUUCUGCAAAAUCCCUUCUCUGUAUAUUGUUGUUGCCUCGUUGGUUGAUCCACUAUAGUGCUUGAGAGCUUUGGGUAGUGUUCCAUUGAUUCAAUAAGUAAUCAUGCAGCUCAGCUAUUAGGAAUCAACAGUAAGUUGUGGACAAUCAUUUACAUUUCCUAUCGCAGGCUACUUGUUUGUCUUGCAAGACCGUCCUCCCUUGCUAUAUUAGCAUUCUCAUUAUGUGUUUGAUUUUUGGAAUCUGUGGCCAUGCACCUGGACAUCCUCAUGAGUCAUGACAAGUAAACAUCCCUUUUACUAGGUGCUCAAUUUCUUUUGUAUAAUUCUAAGUAUAUAUUGAAUUUCUUUUGCCCUUAUAACGUGGAGAGAUUUUCAUUUGCUCCAGAACCAAAUCACUGAUAAGAAUAUAUUUUUGUUGGGGCUAAUAUUCAUGUAUGUCAUGAAAAAAAUGAUUCAGAGCGUAAGUAUACAAUGACAAUACGCAUCUGAGCUGUCAUAAUGUUAGAGCAUAAGAUCAAUUAUUGACUCUUUACCAAUAUUGAUUUUGGAUAUCACUGGAUGCCAGCAUAGUGUAUACGAAUUAGUUGCUAAUUCUAUCUUAAGUGAAUUAAUGUCUUCUGUACAGUUGCACCUACACUGUCUCUGAUUUAUUUCGUAGCAAUGACUUAUAUAGUUAACUACCUUUUUUUAUUUGACCUUGUAUUGGCAUACCAAAUUGCGCUGGGUAAGAGCAGACUUGUAACUGAUGCUCCGUGAAAAUAAAUAUGCAUCUUCUGUGAUACAGUUAAGAUGUUUUUCCUGAUAUCUGACCGGACCUUUGUCGAAGCCAGUGUAGCGCGCUUGAUCGAGUUAUAGGUAGUGUGCCAUGAUACUAACUUGCUCCAUAUGGUCAUUGUCGACCUGUGCUUUGACUGGUGCGCUAGCUCCAUAGAAGAAUUCAGCGCAUUUACAGGUCUGCAAGGUUGACAAAAAUCCUUGUUUUCUUUUUCUCAUUCCUUCAGACAACUUCGGGUACAGCAACUCGAGCAUCCAUCUUCUUUUGUUUUUUCUGAACUGGUUGGUUGUGAGCUUUAUCUGUGAAGGGAUCAUGAGUUUUCUUUGCCUUGAAUAAUAGAGUGUAUAUGAUAGCUGUUGGAGUUAGCUUUGUUGUUCUGGACGAUUUGGAAAACGAGAAAUUCAGCUGUUUUCAUAU
Molecule: messenger RNA, 3868 nt
Organism: Aegilops tauschii subsp. strangulata
Lineage: Eukaryota; Viridiplantae; Streptophyta; Magnoliopsida; Poales; Poaceae
Biological process (GO): regulation of DNA-templated transcription
Molecular function (GO): double-stranded DNA binding
Source: RefSeq, a predicted model, not a curated record